This is a messenger RNA of Callorhinus ursinus (northern fur seal), 817 nucleotides long. It is a transcript of the gene NDUFS7, whose product is annotated as NADH:ubiquinone oxidoreductase core subunit S7. Gene Ontology annotation, cellular component: respiratory chain complex I. Gene Ontology annotation, molecular function: quinone binding; NADH dehydrogenase (ubiquinone) activity; 4 iron, 4 sulfur cluster binding. The record is from RefSeq and is a predicted model, not a curated record. Lineage: Eukaryota; Metazoa; Chordata; Mammalia; Carnivora; Otariidae. Gene Ontology annotation, biological process: aerobic respiration; mitochondrial respiratory chain complex I assembly; electron transport coupled proton transport.
CCCGGGCUCCGCGCAGCAGCCGAGCCGCUUUGGCAGCCGCGCCUGGGGACCCGGAGCGCUGAGGCGGACGGACCGCAGAGGUUGUUUGAAGGCCGAGGCGGACAUGGCGGCGCCGGCGGCAGCUCCGGGCCUGCUCUUCCGGAUCCUUGCUCUGCGCUCCGGCGUGGCCGUGGCUACACAGGUGCGUGGCGUCCACUCAGGCGUGGCUGCUGACAGCCCCAGCAGCACCCAGCCCGCUGCGUCCACGGCUGGAACCCUGGCCCUCAAAUCCUCCGCACUUCCCAGCAGCCGAGGCGAGUAUGUGGUGGCCAAGCUGGAUGACCUCAUCAACUGGGCCCGCCGGAGCUCCCUGUGGCCCAUGACCUUUGGCCUGGCGUGUUGUGCUGUGGAAAUGAUGCACAUGGCCGCGCCCCGCUAUGACAUGGACCGCUUUGGCGUGGUCUUCCGCGCCAGCCCGCGCCAGUCCGACGUGAUGAUCGUGGCCGGCACGCUCACCAACAAGAUGGCCCCGGCGCUCCGCAAGGUGUAUGACCAGAUGCCAGAGCCGCGCUAUGUUGUGUCCAUGGGGAGCUGUGCCAACGGAGGAGGUUACUACCACUACUCGUACUCCGUCGUGAGGGGCUGUGACCGCAUCGUGCCCGUGGACAUCUACGUCCCAGGCUGCCCACCCACAGCCGAGGCCCUGCUGUACGGCAUCCUGCAGCUGCAGAAGAAGAUCAAGCGGGAGAAGAAGCUGAGGAUCUGGUACCGCAGGUAGUGCCGGCCCCCUCCGGCCCCUGCAGCACCCCUCAGGAUGGUCAAUAAACUGAUAGACCCA